UUAUAAUGUAGACGAGGCUGAGAAAAUGCUUCGAAAUAGCAUGGCGUACAAGGAAAAGAAUCAUGUUAAGGAUCUUAUUAGAGAUUACAAGCCACCUGAGGUUCUGGAGAAAUAUUUGGCUGGUGGUCUUGUUGGUCAAGCUAAAGAUGGAUCUACGUUACGAGUAGAACUCUAUGGAAGACUUGACAUGAGAGGAAUAAUGAACUCUGUAAAGAAAUCUGACCUUGAAAAGACAAAAAUUCUCCAUUGCGAGGCUAAUAUAGAAGACUGGAAAAAACGGUCAGAACAGACUGGUACCAGAAUUGAUGGACUUACUGUUAUAUUUGAUAUGGAGGGUGUUGGAAGGCAUAUGCUAUGGACCCCAGGUAUACAGAUGUACUUAUACAUGGUUAAAGUUUUAGAAGACAAUUAUCCAGAAAUGCUCAAACGACUUCUGGUCAUCAAUGCUCCAGGGAUCUUUCCUAUCCUCUACAAGCUAUGUAAGCCUUUGAUCAGCAAAGAUACUAAAAACAAAAUUGAAAUUAUUGGCGGAAAUUAUCAAGAUACACUGAAGAAGUAUAUUGAUGACGAGUACCUUCCUAUGUGUUACGGUGGAACCUUAACUGACCUUGAUGGUAACCCGAGAUGUGCAUCAAAGAUAUGUCAAGGAGGAACAGUUCCAGAAGAAUAUUACACACUAAACACAGAUUACAUUGAUCGUAUGGAAACUGCUACUAUUCCAAAGGGGGACAAGUUGUCAAAAGAAUAUAUCGUUGAUGUUCCAGGUAGUGCGCUCAGAUGGGAGUUUAUGACACAAAAUCAUGACAUUGAGUUUGGAGUUUUCUACAAACAAGACUGUAAGAAAGAAGCAGUCAUAUCCUUGUCAAAAGUCAACAGUCAUACGAUUACAGAAGACGGAUUCAUAACGUGUGACAAAACCGGUGUUUAUGAAAUUGUAUUUAGUAAUGUCAGCUGGUUCAGUGACAAAAUCAUAUAUUAUACAAUUGAAGUACUAACCCCUUAGUAGAUUGACAUCUUCAAGAUUUAGAAAUACGUCUUACUUUUCGCCAAAGAAGAGAAAUAGGAACGUACGAUUACGAACUGAGUGACAAACAUUUGAUCAAUAUUAUAUUCUGGAAAGAUUUACUGAUGUAUGGAGUGAUAUAGUGUGUUUUGCUUUGUAAAUAUCAUAAAGACAUUAAAACAAUGGUUUUAAUCAAAAUGAUUGAAAGGCAUAAUGUAUGUAUGAUUAUGUUCAUCUGUCUAUUUUUGUGUAAAAUAUAUUAAUUAUGGAAAAAUAAUAAAGUUGGUGAAUUUA
Mytilus californianus (California mussel) is the source of this 1297-nucleotide messenger RNA. Its product is annotated as retinal-binding protein-like. Lineage: Eukaryota; Metazoa; Mollusca; Bivalvia; Mytilida; Mytilidae. The record is from RefSeq and is a predicted model, not a curated record. Gene Ontology annotation, cellular component: cytoplasm. The coding region runs from base 26 to 1003 and encodes 325 amino acids. The transcript has 11 exons.